AUGAAUGCCAAUCGCAGUAGUCCCGAAUCAACACCCAUAUGCCGAUGUCGCGUUUUGUACAUGGGAUCGGCUGUUCCACACGUAACGAAAGAUGGGCUACAAGGAAUACAAGAACCUUUAAAGGAAUUAUAUCCGGAACAAGGAGCACUCGGUGCCAGGGGAAUCGAUUCUUGGUUAAGCGUUUGGAGUAACGGACUCUUAUUGGAAAACGUUGACGAAAAUCAUAAAAAAGUUACGAGGUUUUUUCCCAUUGAAUCCCUUCAUUAUUGUGCGGCCGUAAGAUAUGUUUUGGUACCUGAAAAAGCUUCACAAAAUCCUUCAACUCCUAAAUUUCUGCCCCUCGACAGUCCCUUCGCGAGAACUCCCAAUCCAUCGCAUCCUCCGUUGUUUGCCGCCAUUUUACGACGAAUAACAGGGAUUAAAGUUUUGGAAUGUCACGCAUUCAUAUGUAAACGCGAAAUGGCUGCAAAUGCUUUAGUCAGAUGUUGCUUCCACGCGUACGCGGAUUCAUCGUAUGCGAAACACAUAGACGAGAAAGGUAGUUUAUACGGAAACAAUCAGGGAAAUGAUUCUAUCGAUCGCGUAGAAAUUUGGAGACAAACGUCUAAGAACAACAGCAAAAACGGAAGCACAACAACUUUGAACAGUCACGGUGGAAACUUGGGAACGUUGAGAUCGGUCGAUCAAAUGACUUUGGGAGAUGACGUGAGCGUUUACAACGGGAAUGAAAAUCAUAAAGUUUGGGCCGGACUUUCAUCCAAUGAAAAUAUAUACGGGAGCACGAACGUUGCUUACAGUUCGAAUUCCAUGAAAAUCGGAAAAUCGGCAAGGCCGAGGCAAGCAGUCACGCCGGCUCCUCCUCCUCCGCCUCCCUUUAAGGAUGACAAAAAAAAAUUAAAAAAAGAACAGGAAAAAAAACGGAAAAAGAAUACAAAUGAAUACCGGGACGACGCAAACUCUCUCAUAAAUCAUUCAAUGAUGAGGCAUGCUCAAAGCGUUAAUAAUUUAAAUACGAGAGGAAUGAAAAUACCGAAUCAACCUGUUUACAGUAAUGGGUCCCUCAUGCGAACCAACGGUUUCGGUUCGACCCUCACUCCGAACGGAUAUUCGAAUCCGAUAAUGUACAUACCGACGACUUUACCCAAUCACGGAGGUAAAAAAAAGUCUCUGCUUCACGCUGGCACGUUUUCGCACCGGCCUAAAAACGUAAUGCCAUUCCCCGCUAGACAAGUCCCUCCUCAAUUCGUUCCUUUAACGUCUCCGGUCCCCAUCGUACCAUUUUCGUCAAAAAAAUCCAAGGGAAUACCGCCCGUGUACGCGAUGGAAGAACCGUUAUACAUGCCAUCCAACAGACCUCUGUCACCCGUGGCUAGUUAUCAACCGGGACAUUUUCCUCACGAAUCGUACUUGUUACAACAAUACGCAACAAUGGAAAACGGAAAGAAAAAAAAGAACAGGAAAAAUAAAGUGCCCCUAGCCGUACCUGUACCGAUACCGACUCCCAUGCUUCCCGACGGCGGGAUUUACAUGGGCAAUCACGGUCUCACAUCUUCGAACGGUCAAGGACCCGUGGACGUACCGUACAGUCCGAUACCCAAUGGUAAUUCUCCAUUGAACGACGAAUCCAUGGCAGAUGGUUCUCCGGGAGACGACGACGAAAGUCCAUUCAACACUGGAAUAUAUCGGAAAAAGGGUCACUUGAACGAAAGAGCUUUUAGUUAUUCGAUUCGUCAAGAACAUCGUAGCAGAUCGUAUGGAAGCUUAGCAAAUUUAAGAUCAGAAGUUCCAAAAGCUGUUUACGAAAGUAAAAGGCUAGCAGCGAUCACAGCAGGAUCAAAUAACGGAAAAUUUUUAAGAUGA
This is a messenger RNA of Pediculus humanus corporis (human body louse), 1860 nucleotides long. RefSeq lists its product as uncharacterized. NCBI's taxonomy places the organism in Eukaryota, Metazoa, Arthropoda, Insecta, Psocodea, Pediculidae. Bases 1 to 1860 code for a protein of 619 amino acids. The transcript is spliced from 2 exons. The record is from RefSeq and is a predicted model, not a curated record.